GCAGAUGAAGUAAACUCGGACUUUCAAACACGGAGACGGAGCGAGGACGCGUUUGGAGUUUGUUGUGGCUGCUCUACGGAAUUUAUCAAUGAACUUUACUCGUUUGGUUUCACAGACAGAGGAGUUAUUUUCUCCACACAUCUGGUCUUUGGGAAGUUUAAAGGAAGUUUCAAAUUCGAUCUGCUUUUUCUGUCCAAGGGAAAAGGUGAGAUUUUGUGACUUUUUAUUUGAAUGAGGGAAACACAGCAGGGUUUCAGCUGGAUUUGCUUUGAGCUCGAGUUUGCAGCAUGAGUGAAAGCUGCAGAGUUUAACCAGUUGUUCCAGCCUGACAGGAGCUGCGCGCAGGUAAAGCGCACGUCCAAAGCCGCGCCGCCCUGGCUCUGUACAACAUGGCCGGUGUCAGCAACAUGAAAACCCUGGAGGACCUGACUCUGGACUCGGGGUACGGCGCAGGAGACUCCUGUAAGUCCCUCAGCCUGUCCUCCUCCAAGUCCAACUCCCAAGCCUUCAUGACGGCUCCGCACCGGGGCAACUGGUGGUACUACUCCGGCUCCAUGAACAGCAGGAACAACAGCUGGGACACGGUCAACACGGUCCUGCCCGAGGACCCAGAGGACAUCUUCUCCAAGUGUCCGCGGUUACCAGAGCUGGAGGAGUUCCCCUGGACUGAGGAGGAAGUCGCAAAGAUCCUGCGCAGAGUGGCCGGCGGUUUCUCCAAAGGGGGAGUUUCUGCUGUUUUCUCCCCCGAGGCCGUGAGGAAACUGUCCGGGCUCCUCCGCAGGGCGCUCAUCCGCAUCUCCAGAGAAGCGCAGCGCCUGAGCGUCAUGCACUGCCGCUGCACGCGCUUCGAGGUGCAGAGUGGGAUCAGACUCAUCCUGAGCUGGGCCCUGGCUGACCACUGCGUGUCCGCCACAGUCAGAGCCAUCUCCAUGUACUGCAUGAGCGCGGGGGAGCUGCUGAGGAAGGGCAAGUCCGCGCGCUGCGGCCUGAGUCUGUCCGUGGGCCGCUUCUUCCGCUGGAUGGUGGACACGCGCAUCUCCGUGCGCAUCCACGAGCACGCGGCGAUCUGCCUGACCGCGUGCGUGGAGGCUCUGGUGGAGGAGAUCGGCGCGCGGGUCCUGAUGGCAGAGAGGGGUCACGCGGGUCCGGAGGCUGGGUCAGGCGCGUGCCCCGUGAGCGCGGAGAGUCUGGAGGGGCUCGUGAACAAUGACGCAGAGCUGUGGGGCGUCCUGCAGCAGCACGAGCACCUGAUCUGCGGCAAGAACGCCAGCGGUGUUUUGUCCCUGCCGGCGCACUUCAGCCCGUACACGGAGAACCAGCAGACGUCCGUGGACAGCAGGGAGGACGCCUAUGCCCAGCUCGAGCUUCGGACCUUGGAACAGUCCCUCCUGGCGACGUGUGUGGGCAGCAUCUCCGAACUCAGUGACUUGGUUUCCCGAGCGAUGCACCACAUGCAGAGGCUGAGCUCCGUCCGUGCGGGGCAGAGUCCGUCCCGUCACGCCCGCCCUCAGCAGCCCGUGUCCUGGUCGCCGGACGCCCUCCACACCCUCUACUACUUCCUGCGCUGCCCACAAAUGGAGUCCAUGGAGAAUCCCAACUUGGAUCCCCCACGAAUGGCGCUCAGCAAAGAGAGGCCGUUCCUCUUGCUGCCCCCGCUGAUGGAGUGGAUCCGCGUGGCCAUCGUUCACGCCGAGCACCGGAAAAGCCUGUUGGUGGACAGCGAUGACGUGAGGCAGACGGCCAGACUGCUGCUUCCCGGACUGGACUGCGAGCCAAGACAACUCAAGCCGGAGUGUUGUUUCAGCUCCUUCAAGCGUUUGGAUUCAAAAGCCGCCACAGAUAAGUUCCAUCUUGACCUUGGUUUCCGGAUGCUCAACUGCGGGCGGACUGAUCUGAUCGGUCACGCUAUCAAUCUGCUGGGGCCUGAUGGAGUGAACAGCAUGGACGACCAGGGGAUGACUCCGUUAAUGUACGCUUGUGCCGCUGGAGAUGAAGCUCUGGUGCAGAUGUUGCUUGAUGCCGGUGCUAACCCUGACGUCCCUGUUCCUCCAUGUUCACCCAAACACCCCUGUGUGCACCCAGACAGUCGGCACUGGGCGGCUCUCACUUUCGCAGUACUACACGGCCACAUCUCCGUCGUACAGCUUUUGUUAGACGCCGGGGCCAACGUGGAGGGGGCAGCAGUGAGGAACGGACAAGAGAACAUGGCGGAGACUCCACUACAAUUAGCCUCGGCAGCAGGAAACUACGAGAUGGUGAGCUUACUUCUUGCCCGAGGCGCUGAUCCUUUGUCCAAGACUCAUGAUGGAAACGCUCUUACAUCAUCUCUGUUUGAAGACAUGAACUGCUUCAGUCACGCCGCGGCACACGGACACAGAAACGUGCUAAGGAAGCUCCUGACUCAACCGCAGCAGGUCAAAGAGGACGUCCUGUCUCUGGAGGAGAUUCUCGCCGAGGGGGUGGAGGAGGUCGGGAUGUGCCCCUUUCUGCCCCUGUCCCCCCUGCAGACCCCCCCCUCCUCUGGACCCGGCCCGCUGCCAGAGGUCGGCGUGCCCAAGCUCUGCAAGGCCCGAAUGAAGGCGCUGCAAGAGGCCAGCUACUACAGCGCCGAGCACGGGUACCUGGAUGUCACCAUGGAGCUGCGAGCUAUGGGGGUGCCAUGGAAACUGCAUGUGUGGCUGGAGUCUCUGCGCUGUGCCCAGCAGCAGUCGCGCGCCGGGGUCACUCUGUCCCUUCUCCGAGAGUUUACCACAAUCAAAGAGGAGGAUUACUGUGAGGAGCUGGUCACUGUGGGCCUGCCCCUCAUGUUCAACAUCUUACGCACCACCAAAAAUGAUGCGAUUAUCCAACAGUUGGCUUCUAUCUUUAGUCACUGCUACGGCCCUGCUCCUCUCCCGUCUAUCCCUGAAAUGAAGGCAACGCUCUCGGCGCAGCUAGAUCCACUUUUCCUGAACAACCCAGACAUGUCCGACGUGACGUUUAUCGUUGAAGGGAAACCAUUUUACGGCCACAAAGUCCUUUUAAUCACAGCCUCUGAAAGAUUCAGGUCUCUGCUUGCACCGACGAGCUCCGAUGGAAGUCCCAGUAAAGAAAUAAAUAUCGCUGACGUCAAGUACAACACGUUCCAGAUGAUGAUGUCAUACUUGUACUGCGGAGGAACAGAAUCUCUCAAAACCAAUGUUCCUGACUUGUUGGAGUUGCUUUCAGCUGCUUGUCUGUUCAAGUUGGGGACACUACAAAGACAUUGUGAAGUGAUUUGCUCAAAACACAUUCAUCUGGAUAAUGCAGUCAACAUCUACAAAACUGCUAAAGCCCACGGUUUAUCGGAGCUGAGUUCUUUCUGCGAGGGCUUCUUCUUACAACAGAUGCCCGCCAUGUUGGAGAAAGACGGCUUCAAGAGUCUGCUCCUGGGACCUCGACAGCCGAACAACUCCUCUUCCUCUCAGGCCCAGACCCACAGAGCCGACUGUCCCCUGGAAGAAAUGGAGAGCACCUUAGCUCAGCGACUUCACCUGCUUUACGUCACCUCCAGAGUGUGAGGGGGGAUUAUCUUAAAAUAUCGUGUUGUUUCUUUAACGUGGGACUGUUCAGGUUGCACAAAAACCACGGACUGUUUUGUAUCGACGCGUUUCAGAGGAUAAAGAGGACACGGACAAGUCGGACAGGGAAGAUGUACAGUAUGAACCUGGUUUGAACUGAUGGAAGCUGCAAGGAACUGUAAUGCGCUUCUGCCCUCUACUGGACAAAACACAUACUUGCGCUGGAAAACGAGAAGAAACGGACACAGAAAUCAUUGCUCUGGACUGGAGAACUGUCUAUAGAUGUAACUAAUGAAGCUAUGGAGCCAUGCUGGACUUUUGGCUGUGACGUAAUGAACCUAAUGAAGCUGAUUUUGGGAGGACCCUGGACUGAAAGUGUAUUUAUGUACGUCUCUGUUUGUAUUUGAAUAAGUAUUACAGUACAUUCAAAACAAAACACGGACAUUUUAUAUUUAAAGAGAGGAAAUGUGAGAAUAUUUAACAGGGACGUCCCUUUUUAUUUUGUUUUUAUGCUAAGCUAAAUAAUAUCUUUUAAAAUGUGGUCAAAGAGUUGCUUUUGUGUCGUUGCCAGGUUGUUCUUUUGUAAAGCUUUUCAGAGAUUGUAUUCAGUGUUUUCUACAAUAUAACAGUCGCUCACUUUCAUUUGAUAUUGGACUACUAACUGCCAGUAAUGCUCCACAAGCCUGUAAUAAACCUGGUAAACACACCUCGUUGUUGUUCUUUACUGUA
This is a messenger RNA of Periophthalmus magnuspinnatus, 4268 nucleotides long. RefSeq names its product ankyrin repeat and BTB (POZ) domain containing 2b (gene abtb2b). Gene Ontology annotation, molecular function: protein heterodimerization activity. The coding region runs from base 390 to 3539 and encodes 1049 amino acids. The transcript is spliced from 17 exons. Lineage: Eukaryota; Metazoa; Chordata; Actinopteri; Gobiiformes; Gobiidae. The record is from RefSeq and is a predicted model, not a curated record.